Molecule: messenger RNA, 3946 nt
Organism: Triticum aestivum (bread wheat)
Lineage: Eukaryota; Viridiplantae; Streptophyta; Magnoliopsida; Poales; Poaceae
Product: protein FAR1-RELATED SEQUENCE 5
Exons: 9
Coding region: 511-2205 (564 amino acids)
Source: RefSeq, a predicted model, not a curated record
GUGAGUGAUCUGUGACGACUGACUAGUCAUCUGACCGACCCUCCACGCAAAACACCCCCAGCAGCCCCUUUCUUCCUCGAUCCACCUUAGUGCAGGGUAGGGUUCUUGUGACCGCCGCCGACCUUGCGCUCCGAUCUAGCCGUCUGCUACCAGACCUCUACGUCGACACCGCCUCCACCGCAUGGUAGGUGGCAUGGCUUCUCCGCCCCGGACAAACCUUGGCUUCCCUCAACCAGACGAAGGAAUCGAGCUACGAGGACGUCAGAAUUUAGACGAUGACGAACACCAUGUAUCGAUCCCAAUGUGGCGGAGUACAUCUACAAAUGGCGUAAGAGACAGAGUCGCCCCAAUAGCAGCAGAAGAAGAGAAAAUACGUUCAGAUCCACCUGACCGAUGUAACGGCCCGGAAGUCGAGAUCACGGAUGAAGUAGAAGAACCAAAGAGUGAGCAUGGGACACCCAUCGGGGAGAAUGCAACAACAACAGUAGUCGAGGAAGACAACACUGAAGGAUGGAUCAGAAGACAAAGAAACCGCAAGGGGAAAGCCUUCAGGGUUCCGACAGGAGAUUGCGGUGGACACUUGGAGAGAGCACUCAGGGAUGCUGGCAAGGAAGGGAAGAAAGUGUAUUCCAGCCAUGCAAGGGGAUGGAAUUCAACUCCGAGCAGGAGGCAUAUCAAUUCUACAACGCUUAUUCAUGGGAGAUCGGUUUUGGAAUCAGGCAUGGCAACAAGUACAUAAAUAAGCAUGGAUACAAGUCCAAGCAAGACCUUCUAUGCUCCUGCGAGGGUUCUUGCAAAAAAUCAGACACAAAGUCAUCUCGAACCAACUGCCCCGCCAUGGUUAGACUGAACAGAACUGACGACGACAGAUGGUAUUAUGCCAACGUGGUACUAGAGCACAACCACAGAAUGGCUGAUACUGUUGGUGAAAGGAAGACAUUGAAGUGUCACAAGUACGUGGACUCAUCUAUCAAGGAGAUUGUUAGGCACUUGCGUGCUAACAAUGUGUCUCUUACUAAGGUCUAUGGAGUGAUGGCUGAUAUUCAUGGUUCCUACGAAGACGUGCCAUUCCGCAAAAGGUCUCUGAAGUCAAUGUGUUCAUCAAUUGCUCAUGAACACAGUCAAGAUGACAUUAGCAAGACCCUAGCCCUUUUUUCAAGGAUGCAAGCAGAGAACUCUGGAUUCUUUUUUGCAGUCAAAACUGACGAAGAAAGAAGGGUUUCUGGUUUGUUUAGGUGUCACCAAAAGAGUAGGGAGGAUUACAGUUGUUUCGGCGAUGCAGUAAUGUUUGACACAACCUAUAAGAGCAACUUGUCCUUUUCGAAAAAUAAGAGCAACUUGUACGAGAUGCCGGUUGGUAUGUUCGUCGGCGUCAACAACCACUACCAAUGCUGCAUUUUUGGUUGUGUUUUUCUCCGUGAAGAGACUGUAGAUUCUUUCAAGUGGGCUUUUGAAACUUUCCUAUCUGCAAUGGACAACAAACAGCCUUUGACUAUAUUGACAGACCAAAGCAGGCAAAUGGAGUGUGCUAUCUCUGCCGUCAUGGAUUCUUCGACACACGUCUGGUGUAAAUGGCAUGUGUUGAAGAAGAUGAGGGAGAAAAUUGGUAGUAUGUAUAGGAAUGGUACACCUUUUCGCAAUGACUUCAACAUGCUCAUCAAUGAGAUGAUGACAGAACAGGAGUUUGAAAAGGAGUGGGAGGAAAUAACUCUGCAUUACGGGCUUGAAACAAACUCAUUCAUGAAACAAGUGUAUGAAGUCAGACACAAAUGGGCGAAGCCGUAUCUGAAGGGGAAUUUCUGCGCUAAAAUGUGCAGCACCCAGCGAAGUGAGUGCAUGAAGAAUGUCCUGAAAUCAUAUGUUUCUCGGUCUGCACCAAUCAAUUGCUUUUGGAGGGAUUCGAUCUCUCGGGAGGAGGUCAUCGCUUUUGGAGGGAUUCAAGAUCCGGUGUCCAAGGGGCGCCGGAUGAGUGGACGACUCCAAAGCCAGCCUGACGUGGACGAUAUUCAGCAGCGGUGCGCCAUGAGGGCGGCCAAGCUUCGUGACGUCGAGGUCACUACUGGUUUUAUUCCGUGCUACGGCGCUGAUCCGUAUGUGGUCCUUACUCACUCCGACGGAGGCCAGGGAGCGUUUGGUUACUGGAUCAGCCUGGUGGGAGAUGGUAGCGCGGGAUAUCUUCAACCGGUUUGGAUGGCGGUCAUAUAAUAGGAUAGGCAAUUAGUUUUCCUAUCUUUAUUUUGCCUGCCGGUUGUGGCUUGAUGGCCUUUUCCUGUUUUAGCGUCGAGGCUCUGUGUGAGCUCGCCUUCAUUUUAUUUCAAAACUCUAUGACAUUGUUGAACCUAUUUUAUUUAUUUAAGUGGCCGUAUGCAUCGUUCUGAUGCAAAGGCCGGGGAGUCCCCCUUUUCAAAAAAAAACUAAUCAAUUGCUUUGUCCAUCAGUACACAAAGUUGUACGCCGACAGAUGUGCUGAAGAAGAUUUCGAGCACGGACACAUGAACAAGGAUCAGAAGAUAAUAAGAUCCAAUGUUCUUAUUGAGAGGCAGGCAUCUGAGGUUUACACCAGGGCAAUUUUCAAGUUGUUUUCACUAGAGCUAUUUCAGUCGGGAUCUUUCCAUGUUAAGGGCAAUCACGUUGACGGAAAGAUUGUCAUAGAACAUGCUGACGCUGAGAGGAGGCAGCGUUGGUGCAAAGUGGUGUAUGAGGUGAAUGUUGAUAGGGAGAGUGAUAUGUACUCAUGCGAGUGCGGAAUGUUCGAGCACUCUGGGUUGCUUUGUCGUCAUAUCUUGAAGGUCAUGGUGCACGUUGGUGCCCGACAAAUUCCUAGUAGAUACAUUAUGAAGAGAUGGACAAAAGAUGCCAGGGACAAUCUUCCAGAACACUUGAAAACUUAUCAGAAGGAUGUGAGCAUGCAAGUGUCGAAGACUUUCAGGCACAACAUUAUUUAUGUUAAAGCAUUGGAGAUCGUUAAGUUGGCUAACAAGGGUGUUGAUCAUUUCCAGCAUGGGCUGGCCGCCCUUGAUACAUUGAAAAAGGAAUUGGAGUCAAUUGAAGUAGUUCAAGAAACAGUUCAUGGCACCCGCAGUGCAGUCGCCGUGAAUAAUAAACCAGAUCAACCAAACAUCAACCAUAAAGAUCCUGAGUCUGGAAACCCAACCGUAGUUACCAAGAGAUCGGCGCACAAUUCAAAGCAAGGUCUUGCUAAUGCACAACCGCAAACAGGAGAUGAAUUCCAUGAAACCACGGAAUUAUUUCCUCCCGAGAAGAAGGCCAGCAAGGGAAGACCAAAAACAAAGCGCUUCAAGGCAGCAGGUGAUAGUGCAACCAGAACAAACAAGUGUGCAAUAUGUGGAUCAAAGGACCAUUUCACAAGGUCUUGCCCUUGCCACCUGGUGGGUCCAGUUACCUCAAGCGAUUCAGAGGAGGACAAUUUCAACCAAGAAGAAGAACGUGAUGAUCAAGAUAAGGAUGUUGAGGUGGAAGAAACACAUGUCAGCAUGGGAAGUCAGAGAGGAAGUGGGAGCAUGACUGGCAAGACAAACAACCAAUCUGCAAAGAGGAGGUGCAAAAACUGUGGGUUGGAAGGGCACUAUACUCCUAAGUGUCCAACAUAUGAUGGCCCCAAGAAGCCUCCGAAGGAGGUGACCUGCAAGAAAUGCUUCCUUGGCGGUCACUAUGCAUCGACAUGCGGAGGAGAGUCGUCUUACAAGCGUAAGCGCUAGUAAUAAAAAAUGGCAGGCAAAUAACGACUGCCUUAUGAUCCGUAAUGAUUAGUUCCAUUUCCAUGUCGUGAAGGACCUAAAUUUGUGGAAUUGCUUAAUUUUUAUUUUGGGGCAGUAGCUCCAUCCAGACAAUUUAGUUUUAAUUCGUGCUAUUUGUAAUUUGGAUCCCAUCAUGCUUAUUUGGAUUCGCGUUACUGUUUCUGUUAUUUUGCAAUUGACACUAUAUA